Messenger RNA from Melampsora larici-populina 98AG31, 1356 nucleotides. RefSeq lists its product as uncharacterized. The coding region runs from base 1 to 1356 and encodes 451 amino acids. Gene Ontology annotation, molecular function: phospholipid binding. The transcript is spliced from 8 exons. Gene Ontology annotation, biological process: cytoskeleton organization. The record is from RefSeq and is a predicted model, not a curated record. Gene Ontology annotation, cellular component: cell division site; cytoplasmic side of plasma membrane; plasma membrane. Lineage: Eukaryota; Fungi; Basidiomycota; Pucciniomycetes; Pucciniales; Melampsoraceae.
AUGCUCCGCUUUCGUGAUCUCUUCCAAAUUCCCAACCGGCGUUCCCGCCCCCGCAGGUCUAGAAGAAGGCGCAAUGAUAGCUAUAGCACAAGCGGUGAUCAACAUGCACACGUCCCUCACGCUCAUCUUUCAGAUGAAUAUUGCAACUCCUUUUGGGGCGAAGCAGGAUAUGAAAAAAUCUUACAUCGGGUCAAAACGUCGGAUAGGGUGCUGACAGAACUGAAGAAUUGGUACAAGCAACGCGCUGCCAUCGAAGCUGACUAUUCAAAACAACUCGCCCGGCUCAGCAAAGUCAACUUAUUUCGCGCGAUUGGACUCGAAUACGGUGGCAUCAACCACAGUCUCGAGUGUAUUCGUGAAGUUACCGCCCGAUCAGCUCAUUCACAUUCAGAAUUAAGUAGAAGUUUCAAAAAGGAAUUGGAGUUAAGCGCCGCUAAGUUCAUCGCGAAGCGCGAUGGGGCUCGCAAAAAUUCAAGUACUGUGAUCUCACCCUUGAUCGAAAAACUGCAUAAAAAGCUUAUAGAAUUACAGCAGCUACAAGAAAAGGCUCGAAGCAAAUUUGAGGUGGAUUCCAUCGCGGUGAACGGGUAUGGAGCACAACUUCAUCUUGUGGAAGGAAGGGAGAAGGACCGCAUUGGGGUCAAGUUUGAUAAAGCUAGUGCGAGCAUUUCAUCGACAGAAAAACAAUAUCGUGUCCUUACCAACAACCUGGAAGAGACUUCCCAGGAAUGGACGUUGCAAUGGAAAACUUUUUGCGAUUUGAUUCAAGACCUGGAGGAAGAUCGAAUCGACUUCAUUCAAUCAUCAAUAUGUACAUAUACCGAUAGCCUUUCUGCUGUCAGCCUUUUGGAGGAUGCACAAUGUCAUCUCGUCCGAGACGCGGUCGAAAAAUGCGACACUCAAACAGAUAUCAAGAAAUUCAUUGCUCAAUCUGGUACAGGUGCAACAUUGUAUUGUGCUCCAGCAUACAUCGAUUACGCCAAAGGCGAGCAUGAAGAGACGUUGGGCAUUAGAGCCCAUUCACAACAAAAGACUGCCAAUUUCACCCGAAACUCAUCUCGAAUCACGCGCGAGCCACCCACAGAUACCUCACGCCUUGUUGAAGAAUUAGUGCAGUCUAUUGAAAAUGGGCCUGGUUUGCAACAUGCUUCAAUACAGUUUAGGGGUAGUCAAAGCAGGGUCGAAGACGGGCGCAACAUAGCUGACAUGAUCACAUCAAAUAGCAUGGCUUCAAAUAUCGGCUAUGGGAUGCGUGAAGUCCAGCCACAUUCACCCUUAUCAUAUGAGAGAGCAUAUACACACGAUCCCCGUCAUCACGAAGCUUUCACAGGACACGGCAUCUUGAUAAAUCGUUGA